GGUGACGUCACGCCGCAGGGGUCGACGCGACGUUCUGUGCGCAUGCGCCCGCAGCACCCGCGCGAGGGGGCGCCGGAGAUGCCCGGAUUUAAAAUUGGUCUUCGCCGAGGCUGAAAGGGCGGCCUGAAGGAAGGAGCUGUAUCAAGAGGGUUUCCCUUUAUAAGGUGGCUUUACAUGUAUUUUGAAUAAAUGAAUCCCAAGUAAAAGUCUCCAUUCAUUGAGGAAGAAUGAUGUCUCCAAGGGUAGUGGUGACUCCCCCUUUCAGCAGAGACUGCAAGAGCCCUGUUGUCUCUUAAAAAGCUGUGUAGCUGAGUCCCAGGAAACUACAUGCCUUUUCUGCUCAGGGUACAUCUCCUAAAGGCAGCCAAAACCCUCAGCAGAAGUGAAAAAACCUCCUUGCUUUCAGCACAGACAGCUCAAACCCGUGCUGGCCACAGUUUCCAAAAGAUCGUUGCCUUCCGCAGGUGUUCUUGGUUGUGGAGCAGCAGCAGCACCCCAUCUCCAGCUGGCUGGUGGUACCAGCUGUGCAUUUUCCGUGGCUUUCUCUUCCCGGCACCACUACCCGUUUGGCCCUCAAAGCCCCUGUGCACAGUCUCCGAGAUGGCAGAGCAGCGGUACUGCGUGGACUAUGCCAAGCGGGGCACGGCAGGGUGCAAGAAGUGCAAGGAGAAGAUCCUCAAGGGGAUGGUGCGAAUCGGGAAGGUGGUGCCCAACCCAUUCUCGGAGUCCGGUGGGGACAUGAAGGAGUGGUACCACAUCAAGUGUAUUUUCGAGAAGUUGGAGAGGGCCCGGGCGACAACAAAGAAGAUUGAGGACAUCACGGACUUGGAGGGCUGGGAGGAGCUGCAGGACAGUGAGAAGGAGCUGAUAAACCAGCACAUCUCGGAUCUGACUUCCAAACCUGCAAACACGCCGAAGAAAAAGUCCACCGUCCAGGCGAAGAUUUCUCCCGGUGGUCAAAUCACCUCCCCCAAGAAAAUGCCGGCAGCUUCUUCUGAUCCAUCACCAAAGAAAUUUUCUGGGUUUACAGCUAAGCCGGGCAACUCUGAUGAAGUGGCCUCGGCAUCUCCCCGCAAGCCCAGCUUGUCCAAGGAGAAGAGUGAUCCAAAGCACAAGGACUGUUUGCUGCGGGAAUUCAGGAAGCUUUGCGCUAUGGUAGCCGACAAGCCUAGCUACAACGUCAAGACCCAGAUCAUCCAGGACUUCCUGCAGAAGGGAACCAGUGGAGAUGGCUUCCGUGGGGAUCUCUACCUGACAGUCAAGCUGCUGUUGCCGGGGGUCAUAAAGAGUGUUUACAACCUGAAUGACAAGCAGAUCGUAAAGCUCUUCAGCAGGAUAUUUGGCUGCAACCAAGAGGACAUGGUCCGAGACCUUGAACAAGGUGAUGUGUCUGAGACAGUGCGGAUCUUCUUUGAGCAGAGCAAAUCCUGCCCCCCGGCUGCCAAGAGCCUCUUGACGAUCCAAGAGGUUGAUGACUUCCUGACACAGCUCUCUAAGCUUUCCAAAGAGGACGACCAGCAAAGCUUGCUGCAGGAUGUUGCAAACAGGUGCACGGCCAAUGACCUGAAGUGCAUCAUCCGGUUGAUAAAGCAUGACUUGAAAAUGAAUGCUGGAGCCAAACAUGUUUUGGAUGCUUUGGACCCAAAUGCUUAUGAGGCUUUCAAAGCCUCGCGCAACCUCCAUGACGUGGUCGAAAGGGUGCUGAGGAACCAGCAGGAGUCCCAGAAGGUGCCAGGCCUAAAGAGGAUUCUCAGCGUCCAGGCCACGCUGAUGACCCCCGUUCAACCCAUGCUGGCUGAGGCCUGUAAGUCCAUCGAGUACGCCAUGAAGAAAUGCCCCAACGGGAUGUACUCGGAGAUCAAGUACGACGGGGAGCGCGUCCAGGUGCACAAGAAUGGCGACCACUUCAGCUACUUCAGUCGCAGCUUGAAACCUGUCCUUCCACACAAGGUGGCCCAUUUCAAGGACUUCAUCCCCAAGGCUUUCCCAGGGGGACACAGCAUGAUCCUGGAUUCAGAAGUCCUUCUAAUCGACAACAAGACAGCCAAGCCCCUUCCCUUUGGGACACUUGGAGUGCACAAGAAAGCAGCUUUCCAGGACGCUAACGUCUGCCUCUUUGUGUUUGACUGUAUCUACUUCAACGACGUCAGUCUGAUGGACAGGCCGCUCCGUGAGCGCCGCAAGUUUCUCCACGAUAACAUGGUGGAAAUCCCCAACCGAAUCCUCUUCUCGGAGAUGAAGCACGUCACGAAAGCUUCGGACCUUGCUGAUAUGAUCAACCGGGUCAUCCGUGAGGGGCUGGAGGGGCUGGUCCUGAAAGAUGUGAAGAGCCUCUAUGAGCCAGGAAAACGUCACUGGCUCAAGGUGAAGAAGGACUACCUGAACGAGGGGGCAAUGGCUGACACGGCAGACCUGGUGGUCUUGGGUGCCUUCUACGGCCAAGGGAGCAAAGGGGGGAUGAUGUCCAUCUUCCUCAUGGGCUGCUACGAUCCCGACAGCCAGAAGUGGUGCACGGUGACCAAAUGCGCCGGCGGCCAUGAUGACGCCACGCUGGCCCGGCUGCAAAAGGAACUGGACAUGGUGAAGAUCAGCAAGGAUCCCAGUAAGAUUCCAAGCUGGCUGAAAAUAAAUAAGAAUUAUUACCCAGACUUCAUUGUUCCAGAUCCAAAGGAAGCGCCAGUCUGGGAGAUCACAGGGGCUGAGUUCUCCAAAGCAGAGGCCCACACCGCCGAUGGGAUCUCCAUCCGCUUUCCACGCUGCACACGGAUCCGAGACGACAAAGACUGGACCACGGCCACUUCCCUACCACAACUCCGGGAGCUUUACCAGUUGUCCAAGGAGAAGUCUGACUUCACUGUGGUCGCCAUGGAGGAGGAGAACUCCACAGCUGGCAGCAGCGGAGAGACAGAAGGGCAGUCGAGGUCUUCCACUCCCCGCAAGGCUCUGAAGCAGCCCUCCAGCAAGUCCCCGGCAAAAGCUAAGAAGCCUGAAGCCAGCAAACCUGUAGAAAAGUCCCCGCUGAAGAAGGCCACGGAGAAGCGAGGAGAGAAGAGGAAAGCCUCUGAGCUGGAAGGAGAGAAGGGGAAGAUGCUGCUGGAUAUCUUCACUGGGGUGAAGCUGUACCUGCCUCCCUCCGUGGAAGGCUUCAGCAAAAUCAGGCGGUAUUUUGUCGCCUAUGACGGAGACCUGGUCCGCGAAUUCGACACCUCCUCAGCGACACACGUCAUGGGGGACGUGGAAGAGAAUCCAUCUGCCAAGCAAGUCUCCCCGGACUGGAUCUGGGAAUGCAUACGGAAAAGGAGGCUGGUAGCCCCUUGCUAAGCUGGUCUUUGGCCCAUGUCAGGGCCACAGCAGCCACAGGGACAGGUGAGGGGAGCGAGGUGGCUUUUAAGGAUGCCUUAACUA
Zootoca vivipara (common lizard) is the source of this 3405-nucleotide messenger RNA. RefSeq names its product DNA ligase 3 (gene LIG3). The record is from RefSeq and is a predicted model, not a curated record. Gene Ontology annotation, cellular component: DNA ligase III-XRCC1 complex; nucleus. Lineage: Eukaryota; Metazoa; Chordata; Lepidosauria; Squamata; Lacertidae. Gene Ontology annotation, molecular function: zinc ion binding; DNA ligase (ATP) activity; ATP binding. Gene Ontology annotation, biological process: lagging strand elongation; double-strand break repair; DNA biosynthetic process.